This is a messenger RNA of Astyanax mexicanus (Mexican tetra), 5320 nucleotides long. It is a transcript of the gene hmgcll1, whose product is annotated as 3-hydroxymethyl-3-methylglutaryl-CoA lyase-like 1. Gene Ontology annotation, molecular function: hydroxymethylglutaryl-CoA lyase activity. NCBI's taxonomy places the organism in Eukaryota, Metazoa, Chordata, Actinopteri, Characiformes, Acestrorhamphidae. The coding region runs from base 201 to 1205 and encodes 334 amino acids. Gene Ontology annotation, biological process: L-leucine catabolic process; ketone body biosynthetic process. The record is from RefSeq and is a predicted model, not a curated record. The transcript has 9 exons.
CCUGCACUGCCUGGGAUACAGGGAUGUUGCGGCCAUAGCAACCGCUGAGUCAUUCCAUGUCUAGUGCUACGAGAUUUGAUGUGUUUCCUCUGUAUCUCUUUAAGCCACAGAAGCUGCUGCAUGUAAAGCAGGAUCUCCACAGCCAGCAAAGCAUUCUGGGAGGAAGGCGUGCUUGCUGGCUAACUUAGCGAGUUAGCCGAAUGGGUAACGUGCCCACCACAGUGAAGCAGUACCUGGACUGUGGGACUCUCGUGGGGGAUUUCCCCUGGUCGUCAUGGUUAUUGGAGGAGAAGAAGGGGCCUGACGUUCGCAGUUUUCCAGACUUUGUCAAAAUAGUGGAGGUUGGGCCAAGAGAUGGACUUCAAAAUGAAAAGGAAAUGGUGCCGACAGAGGUCAAAAUCCAGCUAAUAGACAUGCUCUCCCAGACUGGCCUGUCUGUGAUCGAGGCCACUAGCUUUGUGUCCUCAAAGUGGGUCGCUCAGAUGGCAGACCACACUGAAGUUUUGAAAGGGAUUAACAAGUUGCCUCAUGUCAGAUACCCAGUCCUGACACCCAACCUCCAGGGCUUUCAGACGGCCGUUGAAGCAGGUGCUACCGAUGUGGCCGUGUUCGGUUCCGCUUCAGAGACCUUUAGCAAGAGGAAUAUCAAUUGCUCCAUUGAGGAGAGCAUGCAGAGGUUUGAGCGGGUCAUCAGCGCCGCAAAACAAGCAGGCAUACCGGUCCGGGGCUACGUUUCCUGCGCUCUUGGCUGUCCGUUUGAAGGAGCUGUACAGCCGACCCAAGUGACAAAGGUGGUGAAGCGGCUGCUGGAGCUGGGUUGCUAUGAAGUGUCCCUGGGGGACACGACCGGCGUGGGCACGGCCGGCUCCAUGGCUGCAAUGUUACACGCCGUGACCGCAGAGGUGCCUGUCCACACUCUGGCUGUGCAUUGCCAUGACACUUACGGCCAGGCCUUGGCUAACAUCCUGACCGCACUGCAGAUGGGGGUUUCUGUGGUGGAUUCCUCAGUUGCAGGUCUUGGAGGCUGCCCAUAUGCCAAGGGGGCAUCCGGUAAUGUUUCAACAGAAGACGUUGUGUACAUGCUGCAAGGAAUGGGCAUUGAAACAGGUGUGGAUUUGUCCAAAGUUAUAGAAGCUGGAGAAUUCAUCUGCCGAGCUCUAAACCGCCCCACCAACUCCAAAGUUGCCCGAGCCACUAAAGCUUAGGCCAGCAUUUACCAACAUGUCAGACUAACAUAUUUCAUUCCUUUAGUUAUUUUACAGCUGUCAUUUCAUUUGGUGGUUACUGUGUUACUAUACUGUACUCAGAGAUCUCCCUUCAUUUACUGAUUUUUUUUGUGUCAAAAUGUUAACUAUGUAGAUGUACAUUAUUUAUUUUCACUAUAAGAUUAGAUAAAUAAGAUAUAAUAUAAUAAAAUUCCAAUUCCCAAAACUGUACUAAGUACUGAACUAACGAUAAACAAAAAAGGCCGGGUCUCUAAGUACCGCAACUGUGUCCUGGUGAUGCUAUGGAAAUGUAAGAGAGCAUAGGUAGCCCCUCUCAUUAAGUAGGAGACUUGUCCUUUAGCUUUUCAUCCUACAAUUUAGCAGCAGAAUUGACAGUUAGCAUUCUAUGACAUUUUACAUUUAAUAACACUUUGGGGGCAGUUUAAAAAGAUUUAAUUGGAUAUAUUCAUGUGUGUCUGACAAUCCUUUACCCUCUCAGUUAGUUGCUAGUAACACUGUGUGAUAAUUAAGCCUGUCUGGAUGUUGAGAAUCAGUGAUGGCCUACUUGGGGAGAAAAAAGUUGGUGUAAAAAAGCUGUCUGGCUGUAGGAAGACAACUCUAAAAACAGGUGGAGCUAAUACAGAAGUCUAAUUAAGAUUCAUACUUAGUAAAGCAAAUAAACAAGAAAGAAAAGCAUUUAAUGAGAUAUUUUAAAUAAAUCUCUGACCUGAACAUCAGUGAAAGUAAACUACUAAAAGUAAACUUUUAGUUCAGAAUUUAGUACAGAGUUCCUAUAAAGGAACGUGUUCCUCUGAUGCCGGUCUGGGUGGUGUGUACAUUGCUGCUGUAUGAAUAUCUGCUCUGUUUGUUGGGACUGAGACUGAGGACACCCUGCUUGGGAAAGUUAAUCUUCAUGUUUCAGUGGGGGUCUUCCCCAGUUCAUUUCCUGCCCAAUGUGGUUGCAAUUAGACGGAAGCCAAAGCGGGGUCACGCGGGUCACAGCAGGUUUAAACCAGUAAGAGCUUGAUCAUUAUUUUCCUCACUAAACAUUUUCAUUUCCUAACAGACUUGAGGGAGUAGGUCUGCAAACGUAAACAUGCUGAGGCCUUAGUCUCCAUCCUCCCAAACAACUGCAGUAUAUCACCAAACUGCUGUAUAUUCCAGUGUUACAACUCAUUUAUAACCGGCUUAAACUUUAACCUUGAAUGCUGCUGACUCAAAUAUAUCAAAUAUACCCUGCAGUUUUCUUAAUGAUGCAUACCAGCGUCCAAACACAAGGUCAAGACAUCGAAACAUCAGCUGACCUGCCAAUCAGAGGCCUUUCAAUUGUUUUUUUUUUUCAUGAGUCAGCUGACCAAGAUAAACAGCAGCAAGGAGAACAGGUAAAUAAUAUAUAUUUACUACUUCCUGCUCUGAAGAUAACAUCAGCUCUUAAAUAUGUGCAGUAUAUGCAAUCUUCUAAUGAAGAAAAAAAUAUAAACUAAAUAUGAUUUAACCUAAAAUAUGUGUUUUGCAUCUGAACUUCUCUCUAUAUAAGUGAUUGUUGAAAUAUUUAAAGGAUUUUUAGUUUUCAGUUUAAGUUUAUAAUAUACUGAGACUUAUGUCUACUAAAACAUGUGCCAUACAGUUCCUUCUUAAUGAUGAGUAUUAAUGUUUUACCAAAAAAAAAACAAUCAGGUUUACAUUGUCAGGGAAAUAAGUGAAGUUUUGCAUCCCGAUGCUUUCUGGAGAUACUGAAGAUAGAAUAAGAAUGAUGAGAUCAAACACUAGAAGUCGAUAGUCAUUUAAAACAGGAUACAAGUUUACACACUAUCCUCAGCUUACUCUUAACUACAUCCUGGUCUUCCCUGAAGGAGAUUUUUUAAACUUUACUGUUAAAUUGUUUGGUUUAUUAAACUUUAGUAUAAUAUAUACAUUUUCAAAUUCUGUCCUCAGCCUGACCUCAGGUUCACUGUAAGAUAUAAAAUGUGCCAAAACAAAACGAUGCUUCAAAAUGAAGUAUUUUUCAUUAAGGUUUGAAUUUAGGUCUUCCGUCUUUGAGCUGACCGUGAAGCGUGAAUGUAUGCAACAUAAAAACACCUGACAUGACGUAGAAAAUAUGGUAUAGUGAUCAUCAACAUUUGAUGUAGCUUCCAAAACAACAUUUACUCAGUGAGUUUCCACAUCAAAAAAUGACCCAAAUUUGUUCAUUUUUAAACUGUUUUUCAAUCAUCAUUAACAUAACUGUUUACAUCAGCUUCGGUACAAUGAACCAUUAUUCAGAAACUUUGAAACCUCAGUGGCUUUUCUCUUUAUUAUGACUAUAUAGAAAGAAAAAAAAAUCAGCCACUUUAGAAAAAAACAUUUUAGCAAGAAAUGUAACAACCUUGACUUUAGUGAACAAACUUUUAUGGGAAUUGAAAGUUAAAUAUGGUAAAGUUUGUUGAUCUUGUUCAUUUUUUUUAACAUGCCAAAAUGUGCAAAAAAAUACCCAACCGUCCUGCUGAUUUUAGAGUUAGAGUAGAUUAGAGUUUCUCUGUGUAACACAAUCAGAAAGGGAGUGGAAUGUACAGGGGUUGGACAAUGAAACUGAAACACCUGGUUUUAGACCACAAUAAUAUAUUACAGUUCUUGCUGAAACAGGAGAGUUGAGGUGCACAUUAUAUUCUGCCGCUCCAAUUUAGCCAUGAAACCUCCCACACUAAAAUGGUUUAGAUUUUUCUUUUCUCCCUGAAUAAUAAAACCUUCAAAAUGUUUCACUUUCAUUGUCCAACUCCUGUAGUUGUGUAGUAGAAUGAAUAUUGACUUCUAAUAUUUCUUGUUAGAAGUUAUUUCAAUGUUAGACAGCUAAACAUGUACACACACCUGUGUAUAAUACAGGCUAUGACUUAUUGACUGCAUUACAGUUCGCUGAACAAUGUUCUAAGCUUCUUUUCUUUGGGAGAAAUCAAUUCCUGUCUGCCUUAAUCUACAUACAGUAAAUGUCUCAGUAAGUGUCAAAUUUUAGCACUCAUAGUGUUAAUUUAACACUAAAAGUACAAAAUUUGCUAAUAUCUUUAAAAUAUUAUUUUUGCUGAAACUUUGCUUGGUGUUAAUUGUAAACUAGUUAAGAAAGAGCAUUUUCUUAUGGUUAUGGGCAUUUGAUAUCAUUCUGCAAAAUAAUGUUAAGUGCAAAACAUUAGCAGGACAUUCUAAGAUCUUUAUGAGGACAAUUUAUCAUGAACUGGGUUGUAUAUUGUGUAUUAUGUAGGUUUCCAAUGCCCUUAAAUAGAAUUUGAGCAAGAGGAAUGAGGAAACAUUCUGAACAAUGGGAAAUGUUGAGUUAAAAAUAGCUAAAGUUUAACUGUAACAGAGCACCAGAAAACAUCAGAAAAACAUCUAUUACAGUGUUAACACCUUUCUAAAACAUUUUCAUUAUCUGCCUUAACUUUAUUAUUUUUUAACUUGAAUUAUUUGUAUUGUAAAUUGCUUUCUUAAUGCUGAAAAUAUUCUAUGUGCUUUAGUGAUUAGACAAGCCAGAUUUCUAUUCCAGUUUCUAUUUUGCUACUAAAAUCAUACACCACAGUGUUUAAAUACUAACAGUUUUGAAACAGAUACGUUUAGAAGAUGUCUUGCACAUGCAGGAAACUGAUACUGCUUUCAUCUCAGCAUGCCCUGAAUGCAGUAAACAUGAUGCCUUACAGCAUUUUUUGUCUGAUGUAGUCCUUCCUCUGCUAUAUUCACAUUAUUAAUGUAGUCUCCUGGUGUUUAUAAUGCACUGCUAUCUGUACCCUGGACUGGGAUAUAUAGUGUUAAGUGGUUAACCACCUGUGUGUUUGCAUUUAUCUGAGAGUGUAAUAGAUAGAGGGCUUUUCAGUCUCUGGUGAAUGGCAGCAGGAGGAAAGGCAAACAGAACAGUACAGCAGGUUAUUGCACCAGACUAUUAUAUCUUUAGCCCUGAACUGUGUGCAUUGGGGUGAGGCAAAACCCAUUAAAUAAAAUACAUAUUUGUAUGUUUGCAUGUCAUGAUUGAGUAUAAGCUUGGUAUAAGCUGUGUGAUUUCAAACCUUUACAGCAAUGUAAUAAAUAUUUAUUUAUUUGUUGUGUGUCUGGGAACAGUGCUGACAUUUACCAAUAAAUGAUGCGUUUGGCUUCAA